Molecule: messenger RNA, 993 nt
Organism: Hevea brasiliensis (rubber tree)
Lineage: Eukaryota; Viridiplantae; Streptophyta; Magnoliopsida; Malpighiales; Euphorbiaceae
Product: pathogen-related protein
Exons: 3
Coding region: 86-805 (239 amino acids)
Source: RefSeq, a predicted model, not a curated record
GGGGCUGUCAGUCCAAACUCUUUUUACCUUUAAAUAUUGCAUGAAAAUUAAGAUUGAACAUUAACUGAGUUUUACUGAUAUCAAUAUGGCAAUAGCUUCUGCUGUUGAGGGAGACAAAUAUCGUUCUUUCUUGCACGGAGAAGAAGAGAAGAACACCAAAUGGAGAUUUGGAGGCCCUCCAAACUAUGAUACUGUUAACAAACUCUUUGAAGAUGGCAGAACUAAGGUAUGGCCUCCCGGUUCACUUGAAGAGAAAGUGCAGAACCUAGUGAAGACAUGGGAAAUGGAGCUUUUCCACAAGGCUUGCGUUGAUGACUAUAAAUCAAUCGAUCCAAAGAAGUAUACUUUCAGCCUAAAUGGAAGGAAACCUUUAACUUUGGAAGAAACGUUCAAGCUUGGUGGAGGCUACAACGCCUUUAUGCAGACCUCCUUACCAGUGAAGUUCCGGGCCUAUGACCCUGAAAAGGAAACUGUGGAUUCAGCUCAUAUGGCUUUUACAACAGCAUUUCCUAGAGGGUUUGCUUUGGAAGUUCUCCAAGUUUAUUCAGGGCCACCAGUAAUUGUGUACAAGUUCAGGCACUGGGCUUACAUGGAAGGUCCUUUCAAGGGCUAUGCUCCUACUGGAGAAUUGGUAGAAUUCUAUGGGAUGUCUAUUUUUGAGGUGGAUGAACUCAUGAAAGUUGUGAAGGUAGAGUUCUUUUUCAAUGGUGGAGAACUGCUCGGAGGUCUUAUGAAGGGUGCUGCCUUGCAUGAUUCAACCAUAGAUGCAGCUUCAAGCUGCCCUUUCUUGAAGGGCACAGGGUAGCUUAAGAACUGCACUUGAGGCAACAUGAAUGAAUAAUGCUUGCUUCUGAUAGGCAUAUAAGCUUAUGUACUUUUUUAUAUGGAUAUGCAUAUUAGCUGCCCUUGCUUGUAAUAAAAUUUCUGUAUCUGCUUCAAUUGCUGUAGCAGUACCCCUCUGUGCUAAUGAAAUAUACAUUUAUGGACUAUUAA